This is a messenger RNA of Camellia sinensis, 925 nucleotides long. Lineage: Eukaryota; Viridiplantae; Streptophyta; Magnoliopsida; Ericales; Theaceae. The record is from RefSeq and is a predicted model, not a curated record.
AAGAUUCAACUAGUGGACAGUUCAUACCAACAACAUGAUCUUUUGGUAAAACUACAAGUGCAAGGAACAAGGAGAAAGUUUGGAAUUGCUUGAUAGAUGAUGAGGUUAGAAGGAUUGGUGUUUUCGGAAUGGGAGGAGUUGGCAAAUCAAGUAUCAUGCAUCAUAUUAACAAUCAACUCGUGAAUGAAACUUAUCACUUUGAUGAUGUUAUUUGGGUCACAGUAUCUAAAGCAUUCAACAUUAACAGACUACAGAGUGAGAUAGCUAUAACACUGGAUCUCGAUCUUUCCAAGUAUGAGGAUGAAACAAGAAGAGCAUCAAAAUUACAUAAAAUGCUUUCCCAAAGGAAGAGGUAUGUGCUAGUCCUAGAUGAUCUAUGGGAAACAUUUUCUCUGGAGAAGGUGGGUAUUCCAGAACCAACCAGAGAUAAUGGAUGUAAACUAGUGUUAACUACACGAUCGUCAGAAGUGUGUAAGAGGAUGGAGUGCAGAGAGAUCAAAGUGGAGCUUCUCACGAAAGAGGAAACACUGAAUCUAUUUAUGACCAAGGUUGAAGAACAUCAGACAGUGCUUGCUCCAAAAGUGAAAGAAAUUACAACAAAAGUUGCCAAAGAAUGUGCAUGGCUGCCUCUUGCAGUCAUUACUAUAGCUAGAAGUAUGAAGGGAGUAAAUGACAUUCAUAAAUGGAAAAACGCAUUAAAUGAAUUGAUCAGCUCAACAAAAGAGAUCUGGGACGAUGAUAGUGUGGUGUUUAAGUGACUAAAAUUUGGUUAUAGUUGCCUAAAAGAUGAAAAGCUCCAACAUUGUUUCUUAUAUUGUGCAUUGUAUCCAGAAGACCAUCGCAUCUUCAUGGAAGAGCUGAUAGAGUGUUGGAUUGCUGAGGGACUAAUAGUUGAGAUGAAGAGUAUAGAAGCAAUGUUUGACAA